Messenger RNA from Zygosaccharomyces rouxii, 1191 nucleotides. RefSeq names its product proteasome regulatory particle lid subunit RPN9 (gene RPN9). Gene Ontology annotation, biological process: ubiquitin-dependent protein catabolic process. Gene Ontology annotation, molecular function: structural molecule activity. NCBI's taxonomy places the organism in Eukaryota, Fungi, Ascomycota, Saccharomycetes, Saccharomycetales, Saccharomycetaceae. The transcript has a single exon. Gene Ontology annotation, cellular component: cytosol; proteasome regulatory particle, lid subcomplex; nucleus. The record is from RefSeq and is a predicted model, not a curated record. The coding region runs from base 1 to 1191 and encodes 396 amino acids.
AUGCCAUCGAAUGCUGAAGUUACUAGCACACUGAAUAAAUUGAGAGAAGAGGCAAACCCAGAUUUGGCUCCAUUGUUUUAUGAAUUCGAACUGUUGUACCAACAAAAGUUAUGGCACCAAUUGACAGAACGUCUAAAGGUUUUCUUUGAAGAUCCAAGGUCUGAAGAGUUAAGAUUGACUACCUACUUGAAGUUCGUCACUACAUUCUACGAUAGAAUCAAUCAGCUAAAUGUGGUGGAAUUCCUUUUACAAUCUUUGAGAAAUUACCACGAUCAUGACCAAUCACUCAAAUAUUUGACGGAAUUGGAACAAUCUUUCAAAACCAUAGAUGAGAAAAAGCAGAGAAAUGAUGGUCUUAAGACCCAUGAAGACGGAAAUCUCUUGAUAGAAAUUGAAACUGCCAGACUACAUCUACAUAAGGGCAAUCUCGUGAAAAGUAGAGAUUUGUUGGAUGAUUUGGGAAAGACUUUGGACAGAAGAGAUUCUAUUCCUCUGAAAGUGACCAACGCAUACUAUUCCACCAAUGCGGAAUACUACAGAUUAAAGAAUGAUUUCAAUAAUUUCUAUUACACAAGUCUAUUGUACUUGUCCACUGUGGAUCACCAAGAAUUCCAACAAGAGGCUAAUUUGGAGGAGAACAGACAGUUGGCUAACAAUUUGAGCAUCGCAGCUUUGUUAGGAGAUAAAAUUUACAACUUCGGUGAGUUGUUAAACCACCCUAUAAUGGAUACUAUUUUAAAGGAUCCACAGUACAAAUGGAUCUUUGAUUUGUUGAAUGCACUUACUCUAGGUGAUUUCGACAAAUUUGAUAACUUAAUCGGUGUGCAAAUUCCUAAAGUCCCAAUCCUUGCAGAACACGAAUCUUUUCUAAGGCAAAAGAUUUGCCUAAUGACUCUAGUGGAAAGCGUAUUUGCCAAGAACAUCAGAACCUUAUCGUUUGACGAUAUUUCACAAGCAUCUCAUUUACCCAAGGAUAAUGUGGAACAUCUUGUAAUGAGAGCAAUUAGUCUGGGUCUUUUGAAAGGAUCGAUCGAUCAAGUUAACGAAUUGGUCAACAUCACUUGGGUACAACCAAGGAUUAUCAACAGCGCUCAAAUUUCAAGAAUGAGAGAUAUCAUAGUGGAUUGGGAUUCAGAAGUGACAAAACUAGGUGAAAAAAUUGCAACUCAUGGGAGAUCUAUAUGGGUCUAA